Penicillium riverlandense is the source of this 1647-nucleotide messenger RNA. RefSeq lists its product as uncharacterized. Gene Ontology annotation, molecular function: tripeptide transmembrane transporter activity; dipeptide transmembrane transporter activity. NCBI's taxonomy places the organism in Eukaryota, Fungi, Ascomycota, Eurotiomycetes, Eurotiales, Aspergillaceae. The coding region runs from base 1 to 1647 and encodes 548 amino acids. The transcript has 8 exons. Gene Ontology annotation, cellular component: plasma membrane; fungal-type vacuole. The record is from RefSeq and is a predicted model, not a curated record. Gene Ontology annotation, biological process: transmembrane transport; oligopeptide transport.
AUGGACAGUGCGCUACACGAUCUCCCGGGGAAAACCCUCGACGACUCCGGAGCAGCACCGUCACCAGCGGCGCUGAGUGGGCUCCGUCGCGUCCCUGAUAAAUUUCCACCCGUGGCCUUGCUGAUCCUUAUUGUCGAGUUGGGUGAACGAUUCACUUACUUCGGGCUGAGUGGACCUAUUCAAAACUAUAUCAACAACCCGUAUGAUCCUGGGUCAGAUCUGCCAGGUGCCCUCGGCAAGGGCCAAGCGGUGGCAUCAGCCUUGGGGAACUUCUUCAAAUUCUGGGCAUAUGCGUCCACAAUAAUAGGUGCAAUCAUGGCAGAUCAGUAUUUAGGGAAGUUCAAAGCCAUCGCCGUCUCACUAGCGAUAUACAUUGUUGGUCUAAUUGUUUUGGUGAGCACAUCGACACCGCAAGGGAUUCAAAGCGGCGCUGGCUUUGGAGGCCUUAUUGCAGCAAUGGUCAUCAUUGGUCUAGGCACAGGUGGCAUCAAGGCGAAUGUGACGCCGAUGUGUGCUGAGCAGUACCAGAAUGCAGAGCCUGUAGUGAAAACGCUCAAGUCAGGGGAACAGGUCAUUGUGGAUCCCGAACUAACUGUCGAACGCCUCUUCAUGUGGUUCUACUGGGUAGUCAAUGUCGGAGCUCUUUCGCCUUUGAUUACGGUCAAUGUCGAGGCGAAGAAGUCAUUCUGGCUGGCCUAUCUAAUACCUUUGAUAGCCAUUAUACUGUCGGGAGUUGUGUUUUUGGCGGGUCAAAAACGUUACGUUAAGAUUCCACCAAAGGGGUCAGCUAUCAUCGACGCGUGCCGUGUAUUGAAUAUUGUCCGCCAGGAGAAGCAUUUCAAAAAUGCAAUGCCCUCGGCUCUUCAGGAAUCAGGAAACUUGAAUAAGUAUCCGUUCGCACUGGCUCCUCAUUAUACAGAUGAGUAUGUCUCAGACGUUCGUCGAGGCUUCAUGAGCUGCAGGAUGUUUAUUUUCUUUCCCUUUUAUUUUAUCUGUUGGAUCCAGAUCUGGAACAAUCUCAUUUCUCAAGCCGGGCAAAUGGCCCUGCAUGGGACCCCGAACGACCUCCUUCAGAACCUAGACCCAAUUGCCCUGUGCAUUUUCAUCCCGCUACUUGACUUGGGGAUCUAUCCAAUGCUUCGCAAAUUCAAAAUCAACUUCAGUCCAGUGCGCCGGAUUUUCACUGGAUUCCUUCUGGCCUCGUUUUCAAUGGUAUAUGCUAGCGUCUUGCAACAUUACAUCUACAUCUCUCCUCCGAACAGUAUACAUGUGUGGAUUCAAGCCCCCGCAUAUAUUUUCGUCGCCUUCUCAGAGGCCUUUAUCAUUGUCACCGGUCUUGAACUUGCAUUUACGCAUGCGCCUAAAAAUCUGAGGUCUGUAAUUUCGGCCCUUUUCUGGCUUACGAUUGGCAUUGCUGCUGCAAUCUGCAUCGGUUUAAGUCCGGUUUCACAAGAUCCUUAUCUUGUUUGGAUGUAUGGGUCACUCGCAAUUGUUGGGUUUGUGGCAGGAUGUUUGUUUUUCAUUUGCUUUCGAAAGAGUGAUUCCCUCGACCCGGUUGCGCAACGUCUUUUUGAAGGUGUACCGGUAGGAACUUACGCGGCAGCGGAUACCUCCGAUCGUGUGGGAAAUGGAAAGUCUAGUGAAUAG